UUCUGUGUUAAUGGCAGCUGAAGAAACUAAAAGACCAGAGGCAGCUGGCAUUGAACAUGUUGCAGCCAUUUUUGGUGUUACAGGGCUAGUUGGGAAGGUGCUGGCCAAAGAGCUAAUCUCAAAAUCCAAAUGGAAGGUUUAUGGUAUAGCUCGAAAUCCGAUGAUCAUAUCGAAUCAGCAAUGUUCAAAUUUCCAUUUUAUCCAAUGUGAUUUGCUAAACCCUUUGGAAACCCAGCAAAGGCUCUCAUUGUUACAAGAUGUGACUCAUGUGUUUUGGGUCACUUGGGCAAGCCAAUACCAGUUAGAUAGCAUUGAGUGUUGUGAGCAAAACAAGGCCAUGAUGUCCAAUGCCUUGAAUGCCAUCAUCCCCAUGGCCAAGGCAUUGAAGCAUGUUUCUCUUCAGACAGGGAUGAAGCAUUAUGUGUCAUUGCAGGGGCCCUUCGAUGAAGCAGAAGCUCGGUACUACAAUGAGAAUGGCCCGAGAGUGAAUGCAGGCUGCAAUUUUUACUAUGUGCUGGAAGACUUGCUCAAGGAGAGGCUGGAUGGUAAGAUAGCUUGGUCUGUACACAGGCCUGGUUUGUUAAUUGGUAAUUCUUCUAGGACUUUGUACAACUUUAUGGGUAGUUUAUGUGUUUACGGAGCCAUUUGUAAGCAUUUGAAUCUUCCCUUUGUGUUUGGAGGGACAAAGAAGUGUUGGGAAGAGACCUGCAUUGACGGCUCAGAUGCAAGACUAGUAGCUGAACAACACAUUUGGGCAGCCACCAAUGAUGAUUUAAAUGUGCAAUCCACUGAUGGCCAGUCAUUCAAUGCAAUCAAUGGUCCAAGUUUCACAUGGAAGGAGAUCUGGACAGCACUUGCAGAAAAGUUUGGACUAGAAGUAGUACCCAAAAAUGCAUUUUCGGAGGACUUCUGGUAUUCAAAAGCAAUGGCUGACAAGAAAGAAAUUUGGAAAGAAAUUGUUGCAAAGGAAGGGCUGAUGAAAACUGAGAUGGAAGAUUUGGCCAAUUGGGAAUUCUUGGAUGUCUUGUUUCGUUGUCCGUUUAAGUUACUGGGAACCCGAAACAAAGUCGAUCAGCUUGGUUUUACUGUAAGGUAUAAAACACUGGAUUCAAUCUUGUAUUGGAUAGAUUGUAUGAGAGAUGAAAAAUUAAUACCUUAAAAGCAUAUGCUUUAGAUGCAUUGUGGCUGAAUGUGUGGAGCACCACAAACUUUUCCUUCAAGAAAAAUGAAAC
Prunus mume (Japanese apricot) is the source of this 1232-nucleotide messenger RNA. Its product is annotated as NAD(P)-binding Rossmann-fold superfamily protein. The record is from RefSeq and is a predicted model, not a curated record. NCBI's taxonomy places the organism in Eukaryota, Viridiplantae, Streptophyta, Magnoliopsida, Rosales, Rosaceae.